Poecilia latipinna (sailfin molly) is the source of this 4972-nucleotide messenger RNA. Its product is annotated as fibroblast growth factor receptor substrate 2. The coding region runs from base 646 to 2478 and encodes 610 amino acids. The transcript is spliced from 7 exons. Gene Ontology annotation, molecular function: fibroblast growth factor receptor binding; transmembrane receptor protein tyrosine kinase adaptor activity. Gene Ontology annotation, cellular component: cytoplasm. The record is from RefSeq and is a predicted model, not a curated record. Gene Ontology annotation, biological process: fibroblast growth factor receptor signaling pathway. NCBI's taxonomy places the organism in Eukaryota, Metazoa, Chordata, Actinopteri, Cyprinodontiformes, Poeciliidae.
UUCUUCGAGAAAAAAAAACAACAACAACAACCUCCAUCUUAUUCACAAACAACAACUUGCUAGUGUGCAUGCAUAAAAAAAAAAAAGUCCGGGAUGCUCCAGAGUUCCCAGUCCACUCGGUGAACUAUGAGCCCCUCCUCCAAGACACACCUUUUCCUCCGUGGUCCUCCGGCGUUUCUUACCUUCUUUCCGCUCCUCUCAGCGUCGUUGUCUGGCUGUGAACUCUCACCCCAGCUGCUUGGGAAAUGUCACACAGGCAGGGAGGCCCGUGCUGCAGUAGGGGGGGCGUAAUAGGAAGGAAAAAAUAACAUUUUCUCCAUCUCAGCGCAUCAUUCAGCAGAGACUCUGCCGUGCAAGAGUGCCACAUCCCGCUACCAACCACCAACAGCAGCAGCAGCAGCCGCCGCCGAUAACGCACCGCAGUCUCGGUGCUCGUUUCGCAUUAAACCUGAUAUAAUAAUAAUUAAAAAAAAAAAAAAAAAACCGUGGCAGACAUGGGACAGAGCCGUCAUCCUCUCUCGAAGAUGUCCACGCAGGAGGCUUACUGGCUCGUGAAGCAGCUGCCCAGUAGAAGAUCCUGGGAUUGAGACGUGAAUCCCUUUACACCGAUGGCCUGGACUGAGUUUCAGCUGGCCUGCUGAAGCUAUGGGGAGCUGCUGGAGCUGUCUGUACAGAGACCCCAUCCGAGACAACCAUCUCACCAAAUUUAAGGUCAUCAAUGUUGAUGAUGAAGGCAACGAGCUCGGCUCUGGGAUCAUGGAGCUCACCCAGACUGAGCUCAUUCUUCACACACGCAAAAGAGACGCCAUCCGGUGGCCAUACCUCUGCCUGCGACGCUACGGCUACGACUCCAACCUGUUUUCCUUUGAGAGCGGCCGCCGCUGUCAGACAGGGCAGGGAAUCUUUGCAUUCAAGUGUUCCCGGGCUGAAGAGAUCUUCAACCUGCUCCAGGAGCUGAUGCAAUGCAACAGCAUCAAUGUGGUGGAGGAGUCAAUGAUGAUGAGUCGAAGUGGCCACACGCCAGAGAUGGACAUGUCUCGGACACCACAGACUCCCAACACUCCAGCUUUUCCCGUCCAGUCCUUUCCAAACGGAUAUCCAGGUUAUCCCAUCAGAGGGGAUUCCUCCCAACCAUCUCUUGAUGACCAUGGACACAGCCUCAUGGCUUUGGAAGACCAGACUCACACCUAUGUGAAUACUGUGAGCAUGGACGGAGAUCUUUCCAUGCGCCACUGUGUGCACUCUCUGCCUGAGGUGCGGCCUAGCGCUUUGCCCGAAACGACACGUGGAGCCAUGCCGGUCGGAGGCCAAGGGAACCCACAGUCCAACAUGAGAUGCUGUCCGCUUGAGGAGCGCAAAGACCCCCAGGUGUUCCUACAGCCGUCCUCGCAGGAGGUCAAGUUCAUGUUGGGGCCCACUCCAGCUCAGCGCCAUCUCAUGGAGAGGGAGAGGCUCGGGCACAAUCCUCACAACCUUCAGCCAGCAGAGGGUGCUACAGGUUCAGAGACGGAGGGGGACGAGCCUGGGAUGCACUUGUGCAACUCCCACUCCUAUCACCAUUUCCAUCACCACAUGCACCGGCAUCCGAGCCACGAGCACCCAGACAGCUCCCAGAGCGGCGAGCUCACCUACGAGAACAUCAACGGCCUGCGGAGCGGCCGAAAGCAGCGCCUGAGCCCCAGCAGCGUAUCGCAGUCUGUGGGCUCGAGCAGCAGCAGCAGCACUGGGGAUAGCCACUCACACUCACUGUUGCACUCACACGGCCACGGCCCUUCAUCCCUGCCGCCUCAGGGCUACGCCUGUGAGAGGGGCAUGGGCGGAGGCCACCGCCGGACAGCUCUUCUCAACUACGAAAACCUGCCCUCACUGCCACCUGUGUGGGAGUACAGCGCUUUGCAGCGGGACGAUGAGCAGGAGGAGGACGAUGAAGAUCAAGAUGAGGACGAAUAUGAAGAAGAGGAGGAUGAUUUUGACGAGUACGAGUUCUCAGAAGGCCCAGGAACGCCCAACGGGUACCACCAGGACAGUCGGGGUAUCCACCGAGACGCCCUUCAGAACUAUGUCAACACAGAGCAGGUGCAGCCGCCCCGGCUCCGGCACCCCUGCCCCCCGCAUCCUCGGGCAUGUCGACCAGACAGCGCGGGGCGAAUAUUUAGCUUUGAUUUCCGAAGGCGAUCACGUUCAGGGGUCGGAGGUUGCGAGCACGGUCACAUGCCUCCUUCGCGGCAGCUGAAUUACAUCCAGGUGGACCUGGAGGAAGAACCUCCCCGCCAAGCCCUUGGCAGCGGGGUUGGCCAGCCACAGCACCAGCGCCUACCACCCAAACAAUGUGGCCCGCCGGUACCCAGACGCAGCGAGUGCUACGCCGUAAUUGACCUGAAGAAGACCGCUGCCAUGUCCAACCUGCAGAAAGCGCUGCCCAGGGAUGAUGGGACUUCCAGAAAGACUCGCCACAACAGCACAGACCUGCCUCUGUAAAUGAAGUUCAGACUGGAGACAGAUGAAGGCCUCAUCCUCAUGUUAGCACACUGGACCCUUCACUGUCAUCCAUCCAUUCAAGCGUGGGCUGUCUAAAACGGUACAGGUACCUAAUUAGAGACUCAGUGAAAGUGAAUUGUGAAUGGAAAUGAGAAAAGUCUGAGGAGAAUUUGAAGUUAUCUUUAUUUGUCAAACAUCAGGUUAAAACUUUCUUAAGAGCAUCAAGUUUCAUAUAAAUGUACGAAGGCAGUGCCUUGCAGAAGUACUCGUGUCUCUUAAAGUUUUUCACAAUUUGAAAUCUUGUUUGAACACAAACUUAAAUGCCUUUUUGGAGGGAUUUUAUGUGAUACACCAACACAAAGUAAUACCCAACUGUGAAGGGAGUAAAAAUCAGUAUUUUUUGACAGGUUUAAAAGAUUUACAGCCUCUAACAGGCUUUCUUCCAGGUUUGAACUGGAACUAGCUCCAUCCAUCUUCUUAUCAACUCUGACCAGCUUUGCUGGUCCUACUAAGGAAAACCGUCUCCACAGCAUGAUGGUGCCACCACUCUGUUUCACAGUGAGGAUGAUGUUUUCAGGUUGAUAUAAUUUUUUUAUAUAGACCAGAAAUUUCAAUUUUGAUCUAAUUUGUCCAGAUCAGCCUAUUCCAAAUAUUUGCUGUGUCCCUCACAUGCGUUGUGUUUAGAACUUCUUGUGGCUUAAUUCUUGCAAAGCUUCCAGAAAUCACAAAUUUGUGGUGGGCAUGACUCCUCAUCAUGUGGGCAGAUCUUCCCACCUCAGCUGAGGAUCACUGCAGCGCCUCUACAUCCACAGGAGUAAAAUCAUGUUUAUACAGAGACAAAAUGAGUCACAGGUGAAAAGUAUUGAUUGAUUAGAUGACUUUGGAAGUCAGUUAGUUGCACUGAACUUUACUACCAUUGUGCUGGUCUGUCUCAUAAAAUCCCAAUGACAUGCAUUGAUUGGUUCAGGUAUGACAAAGUGUUUUGCAAGACGCUGUAUUCUUCUAAAUAUGAUGCUUUAUGCUUCGCUGUUGUCCAACAGAGGUCUUCAUUUUUGGUGGAAGAAGUCAUUGCCAUACGGUAUUUAUCAAGUUAGAUUUUACUUGCAUUUCAUUCAUGUUUUUUUUUAACAUGUAAUAUUCUAAACAUCAGAGAUGCAACAGUCAUCAGAGAGGAACCAUUGAUGGCAUGAAGGCAGGUCAACGGUUUCCUUUCUGACCGGUGUUCAUACCUCAUCACAAGCACUUAAGUCUAAUGUUGUGGCUCGUAUGUUUAUUACUGUAUGCCUAAAAAGCAUUUUGCACACAAUCCUAUGGAAUUGUAUCGAAUCAUAUUGUAGAAGCCGUCUUAACAGAGCAGAGUUUGAAAUGGGGGAGAGGGGAAACGGGAUAAAAAGAAAAGAUUGGGAGAUUUGGAGAGCGGUACUUAAUGAUGGUAAACGUAGCACACGUGGAGUAAAUCAAGUUUGGCUCUCUGCUGUUGGCAUGCAGAAAUCAAAACCGUAGCAUAUCAUCCUCAGUCACAUCUCCUGCAUAUCAUUCCUGACGCAAGGGAGGGUGGGUCCAUGCCAGUCACGUUGCACUUUUGACUUUAGGCCACUUUGUCACCACUGCAGCCACAGGUUGGGUCCUUUUUGCCACAAAAAUGGGGGCCAAAGGGACACUGUUCGACAUCAGCUUCAAUAGUUUAAUAAAGUGUUCUCGGUUAGAGACGUUGACGACCUCAAACAGUGGCAUUAAGCUGUAACCUCAUGGGAACUGAGCUAAAUCUAUGAUUUGUCAGUUAUCAGGGCUGUUUUAAAGGGAGUUUAAGCAUGUUGCAAAGUCAUAAAGUUGCUUUUUUUAAAGUUAUUUAUAAACCGUCUCAAAUAUUUAUUUAUUUAUAACAUAUUUAUUUAAUCAUUUAAAAAAAGUGUAAUUUAUUUUUCCUCCAUACAGUGACCAGCGUUUUGUAGUCCAGUAGGUAAUCUGGAGACCAAAGUUUCACCUCAAAUUAUCACUGGACUCUGGUGUAUUACUGUUAUUAAUAUGCUUAAGUAUAUUUUUGAAAAAAAAGAAAAAGAAAAAGAAUGACUGUAUUUAUAUUUUAAGUGCCAAAUUGUAAUUGCUACCAGUAGGAAGAAUUAAAAAGUAAAAUGUGCCAUAGGGAUUGUUUUUUUAUGGGGAAAUUGGGGGGAGAGAUGAGGCACAAAGUGAAAAUGGGUCAAGAGGGGUACAAAUAAAUACAACAAUCCAGUUUUUUGAAAGUUUUUCAAAUUAAAAUAAUAAAAACCACACAUUCCACCUCAUCCACAUCAAUAGCCAUGCUAAAGGGAAACACGAGAAGGAUAAUCUUUUAGUCUGAUAAUCACUGUUCUGGUGGAUUUUUGCUGCUACUUGUACAUACUAACAGUAGCCCAUAUAAGCUACAGGUACAUGUCAAAAUGAGAAAAAUAAUGUGAUGUCAGACUUUUUACCAUGUUGUCAAUAGGAGUAGUGUCGUUGUCGUCUUCUGGUU